GUAGCCUCGUGCUGAGCUCCCUAACUCAAACUGCGUCAAGGCUUUAUAGGUCCUGGAAUACUUUUUAGAUGACAGCACAAUUCCUUGUACACCUGCUCAACGCAGUGAAGAAGUGGCUUUCACAGCUUGCACGACGCUCUGCGAGUUCAUUUUCGCUUUUUUUGUCUUUACUCUGCCGAUUUGUUUCUGAUCGCCUAAAGCUCAGUGCAUGUGGUCAGAGAUUGUUUGCUGGGAUACGUCUUUCCAGCGAGGCUCUACUGCGCUCCCAAGAGAACAUCGCAAGACAGGAUGCACCCAUUUGCCGGAGUUCUCUGCCUCUACCUUCUUCGGAUGGUCCUCGUUCAAGAAUCCAUUUACAACACCUGCGAAAAAAUACAGCGAUACCUUUGUCGCAGAUUAAUACAACAAUACGGAAUGGGGGUACUGCAGAGAUAGAGAGGAGUUCUAUAUCAAGUUUCCACACAGGGGAGAGCUCGGGGAGCAACAUGAGUUGGCCGUCACCCAAUGGCGACCCAUUAGAGCGGUCUGGCAGCCCAGGCCCAUCACGUCCUUUAGGCUAUGGAUUGUGGGAGUCACAUUCACGAUCGCAGAUAUCCACAAAUGAUGCUCGUUCUCUGGUUGCUGCAAGGCCCACGGCCUCCACGAUGCAUCCCGCGCUUGGCAUGACUCCUUCCAAAUAUAGUCUUACACCAUAAUUUACUGGAUUACGACCGCACAAGGGACAUGUUUAUCGUCUUUCGGAAGAUGUCCAUAAUUCCAUGGCGCGACAACCUGCACCACCAGAUCUUGCUGCCGGUCAUGUUUAUUACGCUGCUCCGCCCGGUAGCAACAAGAUGCCGGGCUCAGAGAUUGAGGUCCAUCAGCGUAUACUCCCAGGAAUAUUUCCUAUGGUUGCGGAAGGAGUCUUGAGGUAUGACAGGUGCAUUCCCCGGUGAAGAUGAGCCUUUUGUCCUACUUGUACUC
This is a messenger RNA of Suillus discolor, 963 nucleotides long. RefSeq lists its product as uncharacterized. The transcript has a single exon. Lineage: Eukaryota; Fungi; Basidiomycota; Agaricomycetes; Boletales; Suillaceae. The coding region runs from base 69 to 695 and encodes 208 amino acids. The record is from RefSeq and is a predicted model, not a curated record.